AUGGGUCUUACGUCGGAUACGACGACGCAACUCAAACAAUUCUUCCGGCUCAAGCUGGUCAAGUUCGGAUCCGAAGACGACAAUCGACGGGCAAUGAACACGUCAAACACCGUCGAACUCGGAGCGGUUGCUUCACUUGCAGAAGCAGAAGGGUCAAGUGUGACGAAGGUCAUCCAACGCUGCAAGAAAGGCAAUAGAGAAUGUGUUUAUCCAGAGCCCACACCAGCCGGUAAAUCGGGAAAGUCCAGUAAAGUCAAGGGUUUCGUAGAAAACCUCUCUUCUGGUGAGGAAGAUGUGAUGGUAGAGAGCAAUGAUGGACUACCUACCAUUCCAGACGAUGGAGAGGAGGAUGUCACUGUCAAGCCCGAAAGCGCCGUGGAUAGUAAAUUUUCCCCCGAAAGUCAAUCGCAGUCUCGAGAGAACUCCUACCCUCCUUCACUCACGGCAGACGAAGGGCCAUCACCAUCAACUGAGAACUCGGGCCAGCCACCUUCGAAACGGCCCGUACCAUCUAGACAACAGAGCCGACAAACUGUCAAGGUUACCGGAGAUCCUGAGCCUGAUGGUGAAAUAACCUCCGACAUGCGUUUCUAUCUUGAUUACUACAAGAACAACAUAACCUGCCAUCACUACGCAAUGAAAUAUGAUGCGGAGCACUUCUAUACAAAGACUCUACUCGAGAUGACUCAGAAGAAUGCUGCUCUUCUCUAUGCCAUAGUCGGUUUCGCUGCAUACCACCAUACACUUGGCAAACCAAAUGGUAAGUUAGCAGGCUUUCUCAAAUACUAUCAUGAGUCUGAGGUCCUUGGAGACUGGGGCAACUUAAAGGGCCACAUCAACGCCGCGCGACACAUACUGACUACUCUUUACACUCCCGUGGAAAUGCAGAAGUCAAACUCACUUCGGAAAACGCUCCAGUGGUAUGUCCGCUUUGACCUAUUCUUGGCUUUGCAGACCGCGACGAGAACUAGUUUAGGGCAUGAGUGGCUGGUCGCACAACAUGAGUGGCUGGCUGCAAAAGCCAUUGAAAAGCCGGACGAUAUCGCAGUACUGUACGAAGAGCGCUUCGCUUACUCACGACUACUAGCUGGCGAAUAUGCCAUCCUUUUCGACAAGGAUCAGCCUCGUGACAGACCGGCUCAUGAAUUCGAGAGCAAAGUUGCUGACCUUAUGCAAAAGUUUGCCAGGUGGCCUUCAGAACUGAACCCUACGUUGACAGAUCCUCGAUAUCUGAUCAAUAAGUUCUCAGGGGUACCAGCUUUGAACACGGAGAUUGUAGAUCCUUACGAGCCUAGGAUUCUUUACGGGCCGGAGCGAUGGGUUACGAACCUCAUUAUGAUUGACAUUUGGGCUAUAGAACUCAUGUUUCACAUGGCCUUGUCGCAAAUGACAGGGGUCCCAACCAAGAAUCUCGAACUUAUCGACAAAGCCUACAAGUCGGCCCAGCUUUUCGAAGCCAUAGAACUGUAUCCGGGAGCUCCUUUAGGUGCAAUCAUUGAUGCGCAAGCAAGCUUUGCGCUUGGAUGCUUGCUCCUAGAUGAAGAUGAACGUACUAAGAUGUGGUGCCGUCAGAAAUUGGCCACGAUCGAGAUGAACGGAUACAUAUACCCAAGGGGAUUCCGUGAGAGGAUGACUGCUAUCUGGGGAACGGACAUGACCGCCUGGUGGCUUCCUGACGUCGAGACCUGUCCACCCAUCAUAAAAGAGCUUCGCAACUUUACGGCCGAGCGUAAUUCCGUGACCAGCGAGGACCUUGAAACUCUACAGGGUGUCUUUGGCAAUCUUAGGCUGACAAGUUCGCGCAAGAGGGGGAAGCAAGCAAACAAUUUUGGUUACGAUGGUGUGGCAUCGCCAGAGUUCACAUUUGGAAGUGAGGGAUCGAGUGAGCCUGCAUUCGAGGACAGUCCUCUCAGAUGGGACCACUCGGCCGAUGGUUACACUGGCAACUAG
Messenger RNA from Pseudovirgaria hyperparasitica, 1950 nucleotides. RefSeq lists its product as uncharacterized. Gene Ontology annotation, cellular component: nucleus. NCBI's taxonomy places the organism in Eukaryota, Fungi, Ascomycota, Dothideomycetes, Acrospermales, Acrospermaceae. Gene Ontology annotation, biological process: positive regulation of transcription by RNA polymerase II. The transcript is spliced from 5 exons. Bases 1 to 1950 code for a protein of 649 amino acids. The record is from RefSeq and is a predicted model, not a curated record. Gene Ontology annotation, molecular function: transcription cis-regulatory region binding; DNA-binding transcription factor activity.